Musa acuminata subsp. malaccensis (wild Malaysian banana) is the source of this 809-nucleotide messenger RNA. Its product is annotated as protein PHLOEM PROTEIN 2-LIKE A2. The record is from RefSeq and is a predicted model, not a curated record. NCBI's taxonomy places the organism in Eukaryota, Viridiplantae, Streptophyta, Magnoliopsida, Zingiberales, Musaceae.
CAGAGGGAUGAGGAGAUGGCAUAGCAGUGCAGCGAAGAGAGAGGGAGGAGGAAGACAGAGCAGUGAAGAUGAGCCACACAUGUCACUGGGCUGCUGCUGGUUCCCAUAAUGGUGGAGGAUUGGUUAAAGCAGGCAAGAAGGGCACGAUUCACGUCUCAGCAAAAGCCAUGAACAUAACUUGGGCCAACGAUGCGAGAUUCUGGAAGUGGAUUCCGCUUUCCAAGAAUGAGCUACCCAAAGCCUUCUCCAAAGAUGACAUGAGCUUUGACGCUGCUGCAGAGCUGAUUCAGGUGAAUUGGCUCGAAGCAAGAGGGAGUCUGGACUCGGCAGUGCACAAGCAGCCUCGACUCAGUGGGUCCGGACGCUAUGAGAUCAUCUACCACCUCAGGUUUAAGGUCGAUGCCUUUGGGUGGAGCAAUGCCCCCGUCAUCUUUGAACUCAUCACCCCAGACGGGCACAGGCAGCAGAAAAGUGUGAUGUUGGAGCCAUACAGGAGGAGAAGCAACGAGUGGCAAGAGAUCCAUGGUGGAGAACUCAAAAUGACGGGAAAGGUUGAGUUCGCCAUGUUUCAAGUCGAGAGCCAUGGCUGGAAGGGUGGCAUCAUCUUUGGAGGUGUCUCUUUAAGGCCUAGAUAAGGAAGACCAGUUCUGGUUAGAAGAGAUCUGGAAAGUAUCCAUCUGCUACCAACUAACGUAUUAUUGUGUUUGUUUGUCACUCUUCUUGCUGUGUGCUCCGCUCCGCUCCUUUAUGCAGUCAUCCAUCAUUCAUAGUUUGCUUCAUACUAAGUUACAUUUGGUUGGUGCUGUUGA